UUCAUUUUCACCUUUCUUCUUUCUAUUCUCUUCCCCUAAUUUCUGGCCCCUCUUCCUCUUACUCACUCACUCAAUCAGAUCCAUUCCUUUUUCCUUCCUUCAUUCAUUUCCCCCUUUUCGUUUGAGGGCUGCUUUUUUCUCCAGCUCUCUAACGAUCGAUCCACUCUCCCAAAUUCCAACCUAAACAACUUGAAAUAAAAAAAUACUGCUAAUUCCCUUCUCCUUGAAAAUUCUUCAACGGAAGUAUAUCGAUUACCUCAUUUCCCACAACAUUUCAUUUGACACAGAAAUUCAAGGCACAGUGUUGCUUUGAAGAGAAAUCACUCUGUUUUCGGAAUUUAUUUUGAGGCGAAACGCCGCAAAUUCAAUCUCAUUUUAACGUAAUAGAAGGGGAUUUUCCCUGGCCCUAAUAUUAAUCGGGUGGGGGUUAUGGUGUUGUUGUGAUUCGAAACAGUUGGCGAUCAAUUGUGAGUGAUGGAUAUUGCGUCGCAGUUGAAGCGCGGGAUCUCGCGCCAGUUCUCGACGGGGUCGUUGAAGAUGAGCCGGAGAUUCAGUUUCCAGCGGCAGAACUCGAUGGAUCCGCGGCGGAACAAUUUCCGGUUCAGCUUCGGGCGGCAGUCGUCGAUGGACCCCAUACGGCGGACUCCGGUGACGGAAGACUGCGCCGAGGAGGAGAUGACUGUGCCGAGCAACCUCGACAGCACAAUGCAGCUGCUGUUCAUGGCGUGCAAGGGCGACGUGGAUGGGUUGCGGGAUUUGCUGGAUGAAGGGAUUGAUGUCAACAGCAUUGAUUUGGAUGGCCGGACAGCGCUGCACAUCGCUGCCUGCGAGGGUCACGUCGAGGUCGCCAGGCUUUUAUUGAGCAGGAAGGCCAAUAUCGAUGCUCGGGAUCGAUGGGGCAGCACGGCUGCCGCUGAUGCCAAAUAUUAUGGAAAUGUGGAAGUUUUUAAUAUGUUGAAAUCUCGUGGAGCUAACGUUCCAAAAACCAAAAAGACACCCAUGACGGUUGCAAAUCCUCGUGAAGUUCCAGAGUAUGAGCUCAAUCCAUUAGAUAUUCAAAUACGAAGAGGUGAUGGCAUAUCUAAGGGAUCUUAUCAAGUUGCUAAAUGGAAUGGCACUAAAGUUUCAGUGAAGAUACUCGACAAGGAUAGCCAUGCAGAUCAUGACUCGAUAAAUGUGUUCAGGCAUGAAUUAACCUUGUUAGAAAAGGUUCGGCACCCUAACGUGGUUCAGUUUAUUGGUGCUGUCACCCAAAAUAUACCUAUGAUGAUUGUUAUGGAGUAUAAUUCAAAAGGUGACCUUGCUAGUUACCUUCAAAAGAAAGGGCGUCUAUCCACGUCUAAGGCAUUAAGAUUUGCUCUUGAAAUUGCCAGGGGCAUGAAUUGUCUUCACGAGUGCAAGCCCGAACCAAUCAUACAUUGCGAUUUAAAGCCAAAAAAUAUUUUGCUGGAUUUUGGAGGGCAGCUGAAGGUUGCAGGGUUCGGUGUUACUAGGUUGUCAGCACAGGCACCUGAUAGAGUAAAACUUUUGCAGCCUGAAGCCACAGAUCGUUCAAAUGUGUACUUAGCACCGGAGGUGUACAACAACGAAGCAUUUGACAGAAGUGUGGACGUGUACUCUUUUGGUGUUAUGCUAUUUGAGAUGAUGGAGGGCUCUCCGCCAUUUUCUUCAAAAUCUCCUGAGGACGCUGCUAAGGUGAUUUGCUUAGAAGGGAAGAGACCAUCAUUUAAGUCAAGAUCUAAUAAAUCUUUUCCUCCAGAAUUGAAAGAGUUGAUCGAGGAAUGCUGGCAUUCAAGUCCCAGUGUGAGGCCGACAUUCUCACAGAUCAUAAUACGAUUGGAUAAGAUUGUCAUGACAUGCUCCAAGCAAGGAUGGUGGAAGGACACUUUCAAACUCCCCUGGUAUGCUCACACGUUCUUUCUUUUUAUACGAAUUAUAGCACAAAGCAAAAAACGAAAACAUGAUAAAACUGGCUAUCCAGUUUGUCACUAUGUGACUAUGUUUGGGUGCAUUGUCAAGCUAAAGAUUUUUUAUUAAAUUUUUCGAAUACAAAUACAUGAGAUAAGGCGAGUAUUUAAAGUGAGAAGCACGCCUAAUAAGGGAUUUUGCUGAAACUGAGAAACAAAAAUGGACUAAAUGAGGCGUGUGAUGAUUAAUAAGAUGUAUCGUUGUGCAGGAAAUAAGGGGGGGGGGGUGUAUCCGACGAUAAUCCAUUACUUUCUUUGAACGUAAGAAGCCUGUACAGUACGCCACGUUCAAAGAAAGUAAUGCAGGAUUAUGAGCCAGUGAAGGGGCACACACAUAAGCCCAAGAGCGUUUGUAUUUACACACUGUAAUAUAAUCGGAGUUGAGUUUAUAUGUGCAUAUUUUUUGUUGCCGUACUUGUAUGUGAGUUAAUGUUAAUACCCUUUCAUUUCUU
This is a messenger RNA of Salvia hispanica, 2419 nucleotides long. RefSeq names its product integrin-linked protein kinase 1-like. NCBI's taxonomy places the organism in Eukaryota, Viridiplantae, Streptophyta, Magnoliopsida, Lamiales, Lamiaceae. Gene Ontology annotation, biological process: protein phosphorylation. The record is from RefSeq and is a predicted model, not a curated record. Gene Ontology annotation, molecular function: ATP binding; protein serine/threonine kinase activity; protein binding.